Molecule: messenger RNA, 1935 nt
Organism: Alternaria burnsii
Lineage: Eukaryota; Fungi; Ascomycota; Dothideomycetes; Pleosporales; Pleosporaceae
Exons: 1
Coding region: 1-1935 (644 amino acids)
Source: RefSeq, a predicted model, not a curated record
AUGCCGAUCCAGCACACCUUCAUGGGCCGGCCCGUUACGCUGCAGAUGCCCCCGCGCCGCUUCCAAGUCAUCUUCAUCGUCCUGUUCUUCUUCGUUAUCAACUUUACCUUUUACGGACCUCCGUCACGCGAUAGCAUCCCAACCUACGACCAAGUGGCCGAUGCUGUAAAGCAUCCCCAAGCCCACGUGCCCGAUUUGGGCCAGCUGCCAGCUGUACCCAAUCCCUUCGGUCCCUCAGCCCACAAGCCUCCGCCUGUCCAGGCCAACAGCACUACCGCGAGUGCCUACGGUGCCAUAGAAUGGCUUAGUGACUUCAAGUGGCGCAACCCUUUCUCCUAUUCGGUAACCCUCGAUGAGAAUACCGCCCUGCUACCUCCCCUACGCGAACGACCGCCCAUUUACACCUACUACGAUGUCCCCAAGAAGCAGGACAAAGACGUGUCUGCGGCAGAGCAACGGCUCAUACUGGCAUGGCGACGAGCAUGGUGGGCACAAGGCUUCAAGCCCGUUGUUCUUUCUCGGGCUGAAGCUAUGCACCACCCACAAUACCAGCUGUUCCAGCGCAUGAAGCUGGAUGCCAAGAUUGAAUUCGAGAUUAUGCGCUGGCUGGCCUGGGGACACAUGGGUGGCGGCGUCCUGGUCAAUUGGCUCGCAUUGCCCAUGGCCGAGUAUGAAAACCCCAUGCUGAGCUUUUUGCGACGGAAUGAAUACCCCAAGCUGUCAAGAGUUCAAUCUUUGGACAACGCCGUCUUCUUCGGAGACCGAAUGACUGUCGAUGAUGCUAUCAAGAAGGUCAUGGGCAACGAUUUGUUGAAGAAUGUCACUGCGAGCAAGGACAAGCUCUCCAAGCUAGCGAAAAAAGAGGGUGGGCCAGUCGUCAAUCUUCUGUCUACAAAGGACAUACAAGUAGACAACAAGGCCAACGGUAUCGCAUCCUACAGUAUGGCCACCAUCUCCAGCAAGUACAAGACGGUUGCCGACAAGUUUACCAACACAACCCAAGCCGUGGCCCUUGACUUACUCGCGACUCUCAUAAACUCACAUCUUCAUCUGACCUGGCAAGAGCAACACCCCGAAGGCGUCGCUAUUGUGAAGCCAGUACCAGAACAUACUACUGCCCUCUUACGCGAGACGACGGAUAUUGCGCGCAACCUGACACAAUGCCCAAGCUCCCCGAUGCCCAAAUCGUGCCCUCCUAAUCGGCCCAAGUGCAAACCUUGCGAUGCCAACAAGUCCAUGAAGCUUCAGCAAUUUCCGGAGUUUGUGAACACAACUAAGUUCUUUACGAUUGGAACCGUUCCGCACCCCUACACACUCACUUCAUUGCAUUACACACGCGACAUGAUAGACACCAACUUCUUGCGCAAUAGCGCUUCGCGCGAUCUGUGGAUACGGAAACUAACUGAUAAAUCGAUUCCGAGUGAACACACCGAAGAGUUCCGUGUACUCAAGUUCAAAGAGCUAGUAGCAGCAGCUCCAGCGCAUACCUUGUGGCUUACAGCCGAACGCAUCACGCAAGAUGAUCUGGACUGGAUUUUUGGAUUCGGUCUCCCACAGAACGCCUCCACGACCGCUGAGCCCAGUUCACCAAGCAAGGAAUCCGAGAUCAUCAUCUUCCCGCGUCCGGAGCCUCCCAAGCCCAUCGAGGGUAUAGAUGUGCCGGACGAGAAAUGGAUUGAGAAGGAGCAAGAGCGCCUGAAGAAGGCGCGCGACGCUAUCAAGAGCAAGGAUAGGAACAUGAAGUCGGUGGUCGGGGCUGUGGAGCAAUGGAACCUAGCAGAUACGGAAGCCUGGAGGUUUUCGCGUGCCUACUCAGCAAGGAGACGGCAAGAGCGGAAGAAGUGGGAAGAAGAAGAGGCAAAAUUUUCUGGCAGUGAGAAGAAGGCUGGAGUCAGGCCCGGAGAGGGUGGUGGAAGAUGGACUGAUAGGAGCUAA